Penicillium griseofulvum is the source of this 2208-nucleotide messenger RNA. Its product is annotated as beta-glucosidase. Gene Ontology annotation, molecular function: beta-glucosidase activity. The transcript has 4 exons. The coding region runs from base 1 to 2208 and encodes 735 amino acids. Gene Ontology annotation, biological process: glucan catabolic process. The record is from RefSeq and is a predicted model, not a curated record. Lineage: Eukaryota; Fungi; Ascomycota; Eurotiomycetes; Eurotiales; Aspergillaceae.
AUGCAGAGCCUUCUUUUUUCUGCUCUGGCAUUUAGCGUCGCGGCUAAUGCCUAUGCCCCAGGGGCCGCUGGCUGGGAUGCGGCUUACUCAAAAGCCGAAGCAGCUCUUCUCAAGCUAAAUCUAAAGGAAAAGGUCGGGAUUGCCACUGGUGUCGGCUGGGGCCUGGGACCCUGCGUGGGUAAUACAUAUCCCGUCAGCUCGAUUGACUAUCCCUCCCUAUGUCUACAAGACGCACCUUUGGGCGUCCGCUAUGCCAAUCCCGUCACAGCUUUUCCCGCGGGUAUCAACGCCGGAGCAACUUGGGAUCGCAGUCUUUUGUACGCGCGAGGUGCUGCAAUUGGUCAGGAAGCCAAAGGUCUGGGCGUCCACGUCCAGCUAGGACCCGUUGCUGGGCCGCUAGGAAAGAAUCCCGAUGGCGGUAGGAACUGGGAAGGGUUCUCGGUCGACCCGUAUCUUAGUGGAGUUGCCAUGGAAGAGACAAUUCAGGGCAUGCAAGACGAGGGCGCUCAGGCCUGCGCUAAGCACUGGCUUGGUAACGAGCAAGAGCACAAUCGCGAAACCAUGAGCUCUAAUAUAGGCGAUCGCGCAACGCAUGAGCUGUAUGUAUGGCCGUUCAUGAACGCAGUCAAGGCAAAUGUCGCAUCAGUCAUGUGCUCCUAUAACAAGAUGAACCAGACUUGGGCCUGUGAGAGUGAGGCUCUGAACAAUCUUAUGAAGAAUGAGCUAGGUUUCCCUGGCUACAUUAUGAGCGACUGGAACGCGCAGCACACUGGUGUUGGCAGUGCCCUGGCUGGACUUGACAUGACGAUGCCCGGUAGUGACUUCAAUAAGGCACCCGAGAGCAUAUACUGGGGACCAAAUCUCGAGAAAGCUGUUGCUGAUGGCUCUGUGCCCCAGUCGCGCGUGGAUGAUAUGGCAAAGCGUAUCCUGGCGGCCUGGUAUCUUCUCGAGCAGGAUAAGGGCUACCCUGAGGUGACUUUCAACUCUUGGAAUGGCGGCAAAGCCAAUGUCGACGUCACAGGAGAUCAUGCGACAGUCGUCCGCAACGUUGCCCGUGAUUCCAUUGUCCUGUUGAAGAAUGAAGAAAAUGCUCUGCCCCUCCAGAAACCAAAGAGCUUGGCCAUCAUUGGACAGGAUGCUAUCGUCAACCCCAAAGGUCCCAAUUCAUGCACAGACCGCGGCUGCAACGAGGGUACGCUAGCUAUGGGAUGGGGCAGUGGUACAUCUGAGUUCCCUUACCUCAUUGCUCCUCUCGAUGCAAUCCAAUCCCAGGCCAAAGCGGACGGUACGAAAAUUGUCGAGAGUACGACCGACAGCACCACGGCUGCUGCAUCCGCUGCCGCAGCAGCGGAGACUGCUGUGGUUUUCAUUAACGCAGACGCCGGCGAAGGUUACCUUACAGUUGAGGGCCACGCUGGCGACAGGAACAAUCUCGAUCCAUGGCACAAUGGAAACGAGCUCGUCAAGUCCGUCGCAGCCGUGAACAAAGAUGUCAUCGUAGUAGUGCACAGCGUGGGGCCCAUUACCCUGGAGACUAUCCUAGCGCAGCCCUCAGUGAAGGCAAUUGUCUGGGCUGGGCUACCGGGCCAAGAAAGCGGAAACGCCCUGGUUGAUAUUAUAUAUGGCAGCACCUCCCCAAGCGGCAAACUCCCCUACACGAUCGCCAAGAAGGCUGAAGACUACGGUGCUGGCUGGAACAAUGCGCUUAACGACGACUUCGUCGAAGAUUUGUUCAUUGAUUACCGCCACUUCGACAAGAAUGACAUUGCCCCGCGAUACGAGUUUGGCUAUGGCUUGUCGUAUACCACAUUCAACUACACUGAACUUGGGGUUAGUGUUUCUGCCACAGCUGGCCCAUCGAAUGGAGCCAUUGUUCCUGGCGGCCCGGCGGAACUUUUCGAGUCGGUCGGCACUGUCUCUAUCGUUGUCCAGAACACUGGCAAAGUAGCUGGCGCCGAGGUUGCUCAACUCUAUCUUGGCCUUCCAGACUCAGCGCCAAGCACUCCCCCCAAGCAGCUGCGAGGGUUCCAGAAGUUGAAUAUCCAACCAGGGAAGACGGGGACAGCUACUUUCGAGCUCACUCGGCGUGACUUGAGCUAUUGGGAUGUCCAGAGCCAGAAGUGGGUUGUGCCUACUGGUGCUUUCACUGUUCAUGUUGGAAGCUCCAGCCGGGAUAUUCGCGAGCAGGGAAAGUUUACUGUCGCUUAG